Molecule: messenger RNA, 1848 nt
Organism: Opisthorchis viverrini
Lineage: Eukaryota; Metazoa; Platyhelminthes; Trematoda; Opisthorchiida; Opisthorchiidae
Exons: 5
Coding region: 32-1756 (574 amino acids)
Biological process (GO): ubiquitin-dependent protein catabolic process
Cellular component (GO): nucleus; proteasome core complex, alpha-subunit complex; proteasome core complex
Source: RefSeq, a predicted model, not a curated record
GGCGUUUGUUCGUUCCGUGGGCUUGUGAAAUAUGUUCCGCAACCAGUAUGAUCAUGACGUUACCGUUUGGAGUCCGCAGGGUCGCAUUCAUCAGAUUGAGUAUGCAAUGGAGGCGGUUAAACAGGGAUCGGCCGCUAUCGCUUUGAAAAAUCAGGACCACGCAUUGAUUGUCGCGCUCAAACGAGCACCGUCCGAGUUAUCUUCAUAUCAGGAAAAAAUAGUAACGAUAGAUGACCAUGUUGGAGUUGCUAUAGCGGGACUGACUGCUGAUGGACGUAUGUUGAGUCGAAUGAUGCGCCGGGAAUGCGCUGAAAACCGCUGGGCGUACGACGAGCCGCUUCCAGUUUCCAGGCUCCUGUCGGUGAUAUCCUUGAAGAUGCAAAUCCCCACUCAACGAUACGGUAACCGGCCCUAUGGUGCAGGGAUGCUGGUGACAGGCUACGAUGCUCUGGGUCCGCAUGUAUACUAUUUGUGUCCCUCUUCGAAUGCUUACGAUUGCAAGGCGAUUGCAAUCGGUUCCAGAUCUCAAUCGGCUAGAACAUACUUGGAGCGACACCUAGAGGAGAUCAGCGUGGCAUCUUUGGACGAGCUGAUUUACCAUGGUUUGAAAGCCCUCAGUGGUACCUUACCGAACGAAGUUGAGAUAACAACCAAGGCUUAUGCGACUAGCACACAGUUGUACAAUUGGCAUUUCACACCUUCCGAUUUGACUCAGCAGCGCCAAGAAUGCAAUGCGAACGCCCGGAAACGACUCAAACAAUUGCCACCGGCAAACAGAGCUGAGGCGGUACUGAUAGACGAUGGAGAGGAUCAGCAACUGGGUCUUGAUCCGGACGAAGAGUUCAGUAUUGUCAAACACUACAUUUAUUUGAUGAAAGCGCUGUUUGACAAGUUCACGAACCCGCGAGUUCCUAACGAGGUUUACGGAUUCGCUGCCACCUACCUCAAGCGCUUCUAUCUUCGACACUCUGUCAUGGAUUUCUAUCCGCGCGAGAUGAUGUUAACUUGCCUGUAUGUGGCUUGCAAGGCCGCCGAUUUCCCAAUCGGAUUGCAGGCAUUCAUAGCGCACAUUCCACGUAACCAGGAGCGAUACAGUAGUUUCAUCAUCAACUCAGAACUCUUUCUGCUGGAGUCGUUAAACUAUGACCUGUGGGUUUUCACCCCCUACCGACCACUGAUGGGCCUCAUAAUCGAUUUGUUGGCAUACCAGAAACAUAUCCAUGCAUUGAGUUCGAAUUCAGCGUUUGACUGGUGCCCAGACGAGAAAGCCAUGGCACAGGAGUUACAUCGUGAAGGCGUUGAUUUAAUCAGUUUGUGGUAUCAAACAGAUCUGUGCCUCACAGUGCACCCAAGCCAGUUUGCACUGGCAGUUCUUGUCGAGUUAGGUUACACACGACCCAGUUUGGAUGUGGAAUCUUUCAUUCGAGAUGAAAUUUGCGGUUGCCAUCCCAUCCAAAAACCUACGAAGCCCGAAGAAAGUGACGACGAAACAGAUGAUGAAGAGGAAGAUGAGAAUUCGAAGGUGACAGAGAAAAACGUAAAGAUCAGUCCUGAUGAACGUUGGAAACAGCUAUCGGAACGCUUGGCAUUCAUUCGUGACGUUGUCACUCGGUUUGACUUCGUUGUUAGCUUGGAGCCGAUGAACGAGGAAGAGCUUAAAUUGGAACAGUGUCGCAACCCGCUGUACAACGUAGAUUCCGAAGAGUAUGCCGAGGCCAAAGCGCGUGCGGAUAGCCUGUUGGCUACAUUAGAGUGAUUAUUUUGUACCAUUCUUGUUGAGACUUUGUAAAUAUCUAUUUUUUAAGUAAUACGUUUGGGUCCCAUAAACCGGGGGGAGGGACACUUCAC